AUAAAUAUUCUCUUGGAACACACAUGGAAAUAAGGCUCUUUACUAGUGGCAUUUAUGUCCAAUUGGUUUCUUCUUGUUAAAGGAUUGAAAGGGUAUACUGCGUAAUUUCAACAGCAACUUUGAUGAGUCUUCGCCAUGAAAUUUACGUUUUGGAAUUUAGAUGCUGCAGAGCCAAGGCGUGAAAAAGGCGACCUCCUCUUUCUUUGAAUCCGCGCUUUCUGUUUCUUCUCUCUUGAUUGAUUUUUGAUAAAAGGAAAAAGAAAACCCAUAUUUUUCAUUGCUGAAGAAGAUGAUUAAGAUUCUGGGUGUGCGCAAAAAGUUGGUUUUGAAGUGGAUGAUUUCAUCUCUGAACCCGAAAUUGCCAAUGAUGUGCAGCCAUUGAAUAAUUUUUGAGAAUAUAAAAGUUUCCCCAAUUUUACAACUAUGUUUAUCGUAAUUCAUGGUCAAGCAUGUCAAUCAAACAGUUGAUCUAUCUCAAGCUCAUAAUCCAGUCAUAGAUUCUUGUUUCCUCCGUUCUUUAUUGCAGAGAGGUAAUGAUUCAUUUGUUUCUUCGCAACCCAGUUGAUCAGUUCACUUCAAUUACUACCAUCCAAGAAGAUGAUUCUUCACCAAUUGAACUCACCUCUGAUAAUGACAAUAAUCAUGCUGAUGAUCAUCAUCUCUUCAAUAGAAGCUAAGAAGAGCUCAGUAAACUGCCAACGCUGUGGUAACAACUCCCUGCAAUAUCCUUUCGGUGUCUCUUCCGGAUCGGGUUGCUCGAUCCAAUUAAACUGCAGCAAAACAGGCGCUGUCAAAAUCGGAGACUUCAUCGUAGAAAACAUAACAGGAAGCAGCAUGAUCAUCAAACUCCCUUCCAAGUGUAAUCGCUCAAUCCAAACAAUCAAGCCGUUGUUUGGAGAAAAUUAUGCUCCAUCGUUGCAAAACAGCUUUCUCCUCCAGGAUUGCGCGAAUCCAACAAACAGCUGCACUAUCAACAGCCGUUUUGUUCAGAGACAAUUUAACUUGCGUAAUUGUAAUGGUAAUGAUUUGAUGUGUUUUUCUCAAGAGAACACCAAUGAUUUCAUGAGUUUUGAUGAUAUGAACCGAAGUGGUUGCAAGUUCUUGUUCUCUUCCUUUUUGUUUGACUCGGGCAGCAAUGACUCAUUGAAGUUGCUCGAGUUGGAGAGACUCGAGCUCAGCUGGUGGCUUGAAGGGAACUGCAGUCGAACCGCCUGUUCCAAAGAUGCUAGUUGUUCGACUGUUAAGCUCGCCAAUGGGAAGUUAGGUCACCGGUGCCAAUGCAAUGAAGGGUUUAACGGAGAUGGAUUCGCCGGCGGCGAAGGUUGCCGGAAAGCUGUUUCUCGCUGCAAUAGUUCACAGUUCGUUUCUGCUAAAUGUAGAGCUAAAGUCGGUGUUCUUAUAGGAGGGCUACUUGGUGGAGCUUCCUUAGUGGCUGGCUUCAUUCUUAUGGGUUAUUGCUUCCAUCAGUGUUCUACUUCUUUGAAAAACCGGAUGAGUGCAAAACGCCUUCUAAGUGAAGCUGCAGGCAAUUCUAAUGUUCCGUUUUAUCCCUACAAAGAAAUUGAAAAAGCCACCAAUGGCUUCUCUGACAAACAGAGGCUGGGAACAGGAGCAUACGGCACUGUUUAUGCAGGCAAAUUGCACAAUGAUGAGUGGGUUGCCAUAAAAAGGUUGAGACAUAGAGAUGCUGAUAGCAUUGAUCAAGUCAUGAAUGAGAUUAAGCUCCUUUCUUCUGUAAGUCAUCCCAAUCUAGUCCGUCUCUUGGGUUGUUGCAUAGAAGAGGGUGAACCGAUACUUGUUUAUGAAUUUAUGCCCAAUGGGACUCUGUCUCAGCAUUUACAAAGAGAGAAAGGCAAGGAACUUCCCUGGACAAUACGACUCACCAUUGCCACUCAAACUGCUAAGGCUAUUGCCUAUCUCCAUUCUGCUAUGAAUCCACCAAUCUACCACCGGGACAUCAAAUCAAGCAAUAUUCUCCUGGACUACAACUAUAACUCAAAGGUAGCAGAUUUUGGUCUUUCUAGACUUGGGAUGACAGAAAUAGAAUCUUCACACAUAUCAACAGCCCCACAAGGGACGCCAGGCUAUCUUGAUCCUCAAUACCAUCAAUAUUUCCAUCUUUCUGAUAAAAGUGAUGUUUACAGUUUCGGGGUAGUUCUUGUAGAGAUCAUAACUGCAUUGAAAGUGGUGGAUUUCUCUCGACCUCAUAGUGAAGUAAAUUUGGCUGCACUUGCUAUUGAUAGAAUUGGCCGAGGUUGUGUGGAUGAAAUAAUUGAUUCAUACAUUGAGCCACAUAGAGAUGCUUGGACAUUGUCAUCUGUUCAUAAUGUAGCUGAACUAGCAUUUAGAUGCCUUGCUUUUCAUCGAGACAUGAGACCUACAAUGACAGAAGUAGCUGAAGAACUAGAGAAAAUCAGGCUUAGUGCAUGGGUUCCAAGUAUGUACAUUGCAUCACCAGCAGCAUCUUGUUGUUCAUCAUCAGACAAUGGAAGUGAGAAAUCAUUUCGUUGUGUUACAGUUAAAAAGUCAUCAUUCGAGAGUCAUAGACUGAUAGUUUCUCAAAGGGCAGCUGAUUGUGUUAUGUCUUUGCAGGAGGUUAAGGAUAACUCUCCUGUGUCUGUGCGAGAUCCAUGGUUAAGCGAACAGAGCUCACCUUCAACAAACAGUUUGUUAGAUCAUGUUGUUCAGUGACUCAAAGCUGUUUCUUUGGGUGCUUCGCAUUAUACCAUUUGGUGAAUUCUAUCAAGUACUUAAAAGCUAAAUAUUAGUACUUAGUACUCCUAGAUCUCAUAUAUUAACCUUCUUGUAUGUUUGGGG
Molecule: messenger RNA, 2817 nt
Organism: Carica papaya (papaya)
Lineage: Eukaryota; Viridiplantae; Streptophyta; Magnoliopsida; Brassicales; Caricaceae
Product: Protein kinase superfamily protein
Biological process (GO): protein phosphorylation
Molecular function (GO): ATP binding; protein kinase activity
Source: RefSeq, a predicted model, not a curated record